Necator americanus (New World hookworm) is the source of this 765-nucleotide messenger RNA. RefSeq lists its product as uncharacterized. Gene Ontology annotation, molecular function: oxidoreductase activity. Bases 1 to 765 code for a protein of 254 amino acids. Lineage: Eukaryota; Metazoa; Nematoda; Chromadorea; Rhabditida; Ancylostomatidae. The transcript is spliced from 8 exons. The record is from RefSeq and is a predicted model, not a curated record.
AUGCCAGUGGCAAUAAUAACAGGAGCGAGUUCUGGGAUAGGUCGUGCAACUGCUCUUCUGUUUGCAAGCCAUAAAUACCAACUUUCCUUGACGGGCAGAAAUGAGGCGGCUCUCAAGGAUGUUGCCAAAGAGUGUGUUCAGCAAGGAAUAGCAGAAAAAGAUAUUGUCAUCAGCCCCACCGACUUGUCCGCAGAAGAAGCUCCCAAAACAAUUGUUGACAAUACUCUUACCAAGUUUCAAAGGAUAGAUUCAUUGAUAAACUCAGCAGGAAUACUGCGAGCUGGUGCGGUGCUCGACUCAAAUAUAUCCGUCUAUGACGAACUUUUCAACGUGAACGUCCGAUGUCUUGUCCGCUUAACCCGCGAAGCCCUUCCUCAUAUAAUCAAAUCUAAAGGUACCGUCGUCAAUGUAAGCAGCAUAAAUGGACCGUGUCCGUUUCCCGGUGUCACCUACUAUUGUAUGUCCAAGUCUGCGGUGGACCAGUUUACAAAAUGCCUUGCUCUUGAGAUGGCUCCACAUGGUGUUCGUGUUAAUGCUGUGAACCCCGGAGUUACAGUCACAAAUCUCCAUAGAAGAUCCGGACAAGAUGAAGCGACUUAUGCAGCGUUCCUCGAAAAAAGCAAAACUACUCAUGCUCUUGGCAGACCUGGUAACCCUAAGGAAGUUGCUGAAGCGAUUCUUUUCCUUGCAUCCGAGAAAAGCUCUUUCACCACAGGGCAGUUGCUGCGUGUUGAUGGUGGGAGAGGCAUUAUGCAUCCUCGCUAA